AUGAUGCAAGGCAUGUCCUUUCCUCCGCACCCGGCGGGCAUGCAACCAGGUGUGCCCCACGGUCACCCAGGAAUGCCUCCCAAUGCUCAGCACAUGGGCCAGCCGAUGCAGAUGCCUGGUGUCUCGGGUCCUGGUGCUCCUCACAUGGGUCAACCAGCUAUGAUGGGUAUGCAACCCGGCCAGCAGAACAUGCCUCCUGGUAUGGGUCCCGGCCCGGGUGGUGGCAUGAUGCCGCAACAGUCCAUGGGCGGUCCCGGUGCAAACGCCAUGGCCAUGAGCCAUCUCAACCCCCAGACCCACAUGAUGCAGCAACAUCACCAAAUGCAGCAAGCAAUGGCCAGCAACCCUCAAUUGAUGAUGCAGCAGCAACACCUGGCUCGUCAACGGCAGAUGAUGGCAGCGCAACAAGCCCAGCAACAACAGCAGCAGCAGCAACAGCAGCAGAUGAACGGCAUGGGUAUGGGCAUGGGUAUGAACGGCCAUCCAGGCAUGAGUCCUCAGCAGUUUGCACAGAUGCAGGGAAACCCUGCCUUCCAGAAUGCACAAAUGGCCAAUCUACCGCCUCAACACAUAAUGCAAAUCCAGCAGAUGCGACAGAUCCAAGCUGCUCAGGCACAGCAACACGCGCAACAACAGCAGCAACAGCAGCAGCAGACGCCGCAUCCUCAAGGCCCUCAGGCUCCUGCAACGCCUCAGAUGCAGCAGCAGUCAAUGGCUCAGCACAUGGCAAUGCAGCACGCCUCGUCUCAGGCUUCGCACCAGAGCGCCCCUCAGAACAGCCAGGCUCCACCACAGCAGCCGCCCCCAGCUCAGAUGAGGAGCCAGUCACAGAUCCCGUCUGGUCCUGAAGGCCAAGGUCAAGCAUCACAGCACGCUCAACCUCCUCAGCCUCAGCAGCCACAACAGUCUCAAGGACAACCCCAGCAACAGCAGCAGCAGCCGCAGCAGCAGCAACCACCGCAACAACAGCAGCAGCAGCCGCCUCCUCAGCCUCCAAGUGCCCAACCUACGCCUCAAAUGCAGGCACAACCGCUACCUCCUCAACCUCCCUCUUCGCAACCUCAGCAGCCGAACCAGCAAACCCCUUCGCAACCGGGCUCUGGUCAGUCUCAAAACCAGCCGCAGAAUGCCCAGCAGCAGCAACAGGCGCAGCAACAAGCUCAGCAGGCACAGCAGCAGCAACAGAUUCAAAAUGCUCAGCAACAGCAGCAACGCCAGCAGAUGAUGAAUAUGAACAACAUGAACAUGAUGCGCCAACAGCAAGCCAUGGCUGCUCAACAGCAGCAACAACAGCAGCAGCAGCAGCAGCCAAGUCGCACAAGCAAUGGCCAGUUCAUCCUCAAGCUGAUUCAAUUCUCUGAUCAUCUCAGCGCAUUCAACGCGACCUUCUGGACACCAGACGGCCGGCUCGUACAACACGUCCUCGACAACACGAAUUCGUCGACCAAGCAGUUCAUGAUUAGUGCCUCUUCGCUAGCACGUUACUACUGGACUUGGGAGAUCCCUGCCCCCAACAAUGCUCAUUGGGUGACUUGCACACGUGCUCGCUAUAUUUUCUGGUUUGCAAACAACACCCAACUGAUCUGGCAAGGCAAGCUGACAGCCUCGUUCCCUGCCGGCUUGGACAAGUUCGAAUCGCUCGAGUUCGAAGUGUCCAAGACGGAGGAAUUCAUCCCACGUUCCGAACUCGCGCGUGUUGUCGCCCAGGGCUCCCCCCUGAUGAACAAAAGUCCCAAGUUAAGCAGAACACCGGCUAAGAAGGCAAUGCAAAAGGCACAAGGCGCUCUUCAGCUCGAAGAUUUCCCAUCCGCCCCUGUCAAUGAAUACGCCGUCACUCCCGCUGUUAUGCAAUACCUUGAGGUAGAUGUGCUUGUUCCAGAGUUCCAGCUGUACGACCACCUGAACUGA
Molecule: messenger RNA, 1908 nt
Organism: Aureobasidium musti
Lineage: Eukaryota; Fungi; Ascomycota; Dothideomycetes; Dothideales; Saccotheciaceae
Source: the annotation of a GenBank genome assembly